AAGGAAGACAAAAGUCCCGAGAAGCCUGCACAGAAAACAAUGUGCCUACAAUUGAAUGACACAAAAGUGGAUAGCAUUACCACGGAUUAUAAUCCCGACAAGGCGAAUUAUCAUCCACUCAAAGAUGCCGCUUGGAAAAAGGGCCAAAAAAUUCCAUAUCUCGCAUUAACACGCACGUUCCAGUUGAUUGAAGAAACUCGAGGGCGUUUGAAAAUGGUUGAAAUAUUGGGAAAUUUCUUUAGUUCGGUUAUAGUCACCAAUCCAGAUGAUUUAUUGCCAAGCAUUUAUUUGUCCAUUAAUCAAUUGGCACCAGCCUAUGAGGGUUUGGAACUUGGUGUUGCCGAAACAACGCUGAUGAAAAUCAUUUGUGAUACAACUGGACGUAAAAUGGAUUUUAUUAAAUCUCAAACGCAUAUAACUGGGGAUUUGGGCAUAGUAGCUGAACAAUCCCGUAUGGCCCAACGAAUGAUGUUCAAGCCAGCUCCGCUAACCAUAUCAGGUGUGUUCAAAAAACUCAAAGAUAUUGCAAAUGCUCCGGGCAAAAAUAAGGUAACACCCAUUAAAGACAUAUUUAUUGCAUGUCGUGGAUCGGAGGCCAGAUUCUUUAUCAGAUCUCUGAUUGGUAAACUGCGUAUUGGCAUUGCUGAACAAAGUUUAAUAAAUGCAGUGGCAACCGGUAUUGUCAAGAGUAAGCAUAUGGACAAUCUGAAGAAAAUAGGUGAAGAAAAGUUGAAAACUGAAAUCGAAGAGGUAACUCUAAUACUAAAGACCACCUAUUGCCAAUGCCCAAAUUAUGAUAAAAUCAUACCAACUCUAUUGGAAUAUGGCAUCAAUGAGAUAGAGGAACGUUGUCCCAUGUUGCCGGGUGUGCCGAUCAAGCCUAUGUUGGCCCAACCAACAAAAGGUGUUUCAGAAGUACUCGAACGUUUUGAUGGCCUCACAAUUACUUGUGAAUUUAAAUAUGACGGCGAGAGAGCACAGAUACAUUGUGACGAAAAUGGUGUAAUUUCAAUCUUUUCACGUAAUCAGGAAAACAAUACAACCAAAUAUCCCGAUAUUAUUUGUAGAAUAGGAGAGUUUUCCAAAGAAUGUGUCAAAUCCUACAUCAUUGACAGUGAAAUUGUUGCCUGGGAUGUGGAGCAAAAAAUGAUCCUGCCCUUCCAGGUGCUAACGACAAGAAAACGCAAAAACGUCGAUGUCCAAGAAAUUAAGGUACAGGUCUGUGUCUACGCAUUCGAUUUAUUAUACCUAAAUGGCGAACCGUUGGUUACCAAACCCUUUGCGGAUCGUCGAAAGCUAAUGAAGGAGAAUUUCAAUGAAACAGAAGGUAUGUGGCAUUUCGCUCAUGCCAUGGACACCAGUGAUGUGGAUGAAGUUCAGGCAUUCCUCGAAGAAUCGAUUAAAGGAAACUGUGAAGGUUUGAUGGUUAAGACCCUACAGAAAGAUGCCACAUAUGAGAUUGCUAGACGCUCACGAAAUUGGUUAAAACUGAAAAAAGAUUAUCUGGCUGGUUGUGGAGACUCAUUGGAUUUAGUUGUUAUUGGUGGUUAUCGUGGUAAAGGUAAACGUACUGGCAGUUACGGCGGUUUCCUUCUCGCCUGUUAUGAUGAUGAAAAUGAAGAAUAUCAAAGUAUAUGUAAAAUCGGAACUGGCUUUUCCGAUGAAAGUCUACAGACACAUGCCGAUUUCUUUAAAAAUCAUGUUGUACCAACGAAGAAAUCGUACAUUGCUUGUGACAGUUCUCUGGAACCUGAUGAUUGGUUUGAACCCGUUCAAGUAUGGGAGGUCAAGUGUGCUGAUCUUUCUAUAAGUCCUAUACACAAGGCAGCUAUUGGUAUUGCAGAUCCGGAAAAAGGUAUAUCGCUGAGAUUUCCACGUUUCAUAAGAAUACGAGAUGACAAAACCCCCGAAAUGGCCACAACUGGUCGUGAAGUGGCAUAUAUGUACAAUUCUCAGGAUCAAAUUAAAAAUCAACAAAGUCGUCAAACAGCAAUGGAUGAUGAUUUCUAUUGAAUUUUU
This is a messenger RNA of Musca vetustissima, 2019 nucleotides long. It is a transcript of the gene DNAlig1, whose product is annotated as DNA ligase 1. Gene Ontology annotation, biological process: Okazaki fragment processing involved in mitotic DNA replication; DNA recombination; DNA repair. The record is from RefSeq and is a predicted model, not a curated record. The transcript has a single exon. The coding region runs from base 40 to 2013 and encodes 657 amino acids. Lineage: Eukaryota; Metazoa; Arthropoda; Insecta; Diptera; Muscidae. Gene Ontology annotation, molecular function: ATP binding; DNA ligase (ATP) activity; DNA binding. Gene Ontology annotation, cellular component: mitochondrion; nucleus.